AUUAAAUGGGGUACGUCUCUUUCGAGGCGUAGUACAAAAAGUAAAACGGACGGUUAAUUUACAUUUUAAUUUUAUGAAAAUAACAACCAUUAGUUUAAGAGACCAUGUAAGAAUAAAAUGCAAAUAUUUUGCUGCUUUUCCAAGAAACUAGCUCAGUCUAAUCCGCAAUCCACACCAAGUGACAAAGUCAAGCCGUAAACCAGUAAAUUGCGCGCCAACAUCCGUACUGGGUGUUAAAAGUCUCGUGUGUGCACUGUUCUCGAUAUUGGGGCGGUUAAUUUUUGAAUUUAAGUAGUUAGUCAGCAGAGUUAACCUUCAAUUAGGGAAUCAGCGUUCGAUCGGGCGAAAAAGCGAAGAGUUGAUUGCUUGACAUGGCCGGGCAGUUCGGUGAAGGUGGCGGGGGAUUUAUGUCAACGGACUUCGGGUUUUCACAAGCCACACCACAGCGCAAAGAGAGUAAUCGUCCCGACAACGUGGUCCCCUGCACCAUCGCCCAGAUUCAUCGGAUGGGAGAGGGGGAAGAUCACAUGACCGUCGCCGGCCUGGAGGUGCAAUAUGUGACAGUGGUAGGCCUGGUGACCCAUGUUGAUCAGCAGUCCACCAAGGUGUCCUACACGGUGGACGACAGGACAGGUCCACCGCUGGAAGGCCACAUCUUCGCCACGGAACCAGAGGAGCAGGCCAGGAUCCUGAGCCAACUUGUGGAAGGGACGUACGUGCGCGUCGUUGGAUCCGUGCGUUCGGUGGACGGCAGACGGAUGCUGAAGACCUUCCGCGCGUUCGGGCUGACCGACCUCAAUGAGCUCACGAUGCACCUGGCGGAGGUGAUCCACACUCACAUGGCGCUGCUGGUUGACAGCAAGAAAGCACCCGCGGAGGAUCGAGUGGAUGGUGGAGGAAUGGUGAAACCGGAGCCCAUGGACACGAGCACCUUUGGUGGCGGAGCGGCGAACAACAGCCUCGGUUUGGAACCGAAGCAGAACAUGGUGUACGAACUGAUUCGCGAGUGUCGCACCACAAUCGGAAUCAGCCUUGACGAGGUCUGUGCAAAGGUCAAGUCCCUCAGCAGAGCAGCCAUCAAGGACGUGGUUGAAUUCCUCUCCAACGAAGGCCACAUCUACACAACCAUGGACGACUGUCACUACAAGGCGACCGACGGCUUCUGAACACCAUUCCUCCCUUCCUUGUUAACGCGUGCACUUUGCAACAUAAUUUACUCCGAUUGUACCCGAGGUACCAAAAUAAAGAUCUGUAUGGGCUACA
Ixodes scapularis (black-legged tick) is the source of this 1263-nucleotide messenger RNA. Its product is annotated as replication protein A 32 kDa subunit-A. The record is from RefSeq and is a predicted model, not a curated record. The transcript has 8 exons. NCBI's taxonomy places the organism in Eukaryota, Metazoa, Arthropoda, Arachnida, Ixodida, Ixodidae. Gene Ontology annotation, biological process: double-strand break repair via homologous recombination; DNA replication; nucleotide-excision repair. Gene Ontology annotation, cellular component: chromosome, telomeric region; DNA replication factor A complex; site of double-strand break. Gene Ontology annotation, molecular function: DNA binding. Bases 372 to 1166 code for a protein of 264 amino acids.